This is a messenger RNA of Nezara viridula (southern green stink bug), 2557 nucleotides long. NCBI's taxonomy places the organism in Eukaryota, Metazoa, Arthropoda, Insecta, Hemiptera, Pentatomidae. The record is from the annotation of a GenBank genome assembly.
AUAACCUGUUUCAAAAUAUAUUUGUUAUCAACAUUUUAUAAUUUACCAAGUAUGGGGUUUUGGUGCUGAAUAAUAUUGCCAUCAGUUAAAGCUCAACAUCGGUUUUUUCUUUUUAUUCUGAAUUAAAAGAUUAUUUAUUAUGUCAAAUCAUCUUAGUGGAGGUAAAGUAAACAUUGCUUUACUCCAAGACCAUUUGAGAAAACAAAUUUUAUACCUGAUUGAUAAAUGUAAUGGACCUAAGGCAAUCGUUUGGGAUGAAGCAUUGGCUGGGCCUGUUGGAUUGAUAUGCAAGUACAAAAUACUGUUGGAUCAUGAUGUUUCAAGAAUGUAUCCUCUCAAGUUUGGAAAGCUUCCUGUAACAAAUGUGAAUAACAUAAUUUUUAUAUCCAGACCUCAAAUACAUCUUAUGGACAUGAUUGCUGACAUUGUUCAUGAGGAAGAAAGAAGUGGGAUACGAAAAUAUUGCUAUUUGUUUUUUAUUCCAAGAAGAAGCCAACUUUGUGAAAAGAGGCUUAAAACAAAAGGUGUUUAUGGGAAUUUCAAUCUUAUAGAAGAUCUGCCAUGUGAUAUAUUUCCUUUUGAUAGUGAUGUUUUGUCUAUGGAAGUAGAAACUACUUUUAAGGAUUUCCAUCUAGAAAAAGAUCCAACUUCUUUAUACCAAGCUGCACAGGCUAUAUUUACCCUCCAGGAAUUGUAUGGUGUUAUACCUAAAGUGACUGGUAAAGGUGAUGCGGCUAGACAUGUUUGGAAGUUGCUUGAACGCCUAGACUUAGAACCAAGAACUUAUCCUAGCACUUCACAAAUUGACCACCUAAUACUUUUGGAUAGAACUGUUGACUUGCUCACACCUUUAGCUACACAACUUACUUAUGAAGGACUCAUAGAUGAGUUGUUUGAAAUAAAAAAUACUACUGCUCACUUCCCUUCUGAAAACUUUGACACUGAAGAUGAAAAAGAUAUUAUGUCAGAUAAAAAGCAAGUUAUUUUAAAUUCAGCUGAUGAACUAUUUGCUGAAAUUAGGGACAAAAAUUUUCUUGCUGUAGGUGCUGUUUUAAGCAAAAGGGCUAACAUGAUUAAAUCAGAGCUUGAGGAAAGAAGUGGAAUGGGAAGUGUUGAACAGAUGAAAGUUCUUGUUGCAAAGCUUCCUCAUAUUCUAGCUAUAAAGAAAUCUCUUGGCAUUCAUACUCCAAUUGCUGAGCUUAUAAAGCAAGUGACUGAUUCAAGUGAGUUCCUUGAUUCCCUGCAGUUAGAACAAGAACUGAUGUUGGGUGUUGAUACUGACAGAGUUCAGUCUCACAUUGAAGAUUGUAUUGCUCAUGAGCAACCUCUCAUUAAAGUUCUUAGACUUAUAUGUAUGCAGUCUGCUACAAACAGUGGGUUGAAACCAAAGGUCUUGGAUUAUUAUAAAAGAGAAAUCCUUCAUACUUAUGGUUUUGAACAUAUACUUACUUUAACAAAUCUUGAAGAUGCUGGCUUAUUGAAAGUGCAGCAAGGUUCUCGCGGUUAUACAGUUCUAAGAAAGACUCUAAGAUUGACUGUGGAGGAUGGUAGCGAAGUGGCACCAGUUGAUAUAAAUUAUGUCCAUAGCAUUUAUGCCCCACUUAGUGUGCGCUUGGUGCAACAUAUUGUAAGGCAUGGAGGUUGGGGAAAUCUGACUGAUGUUUUGUCUUUGCUUCCUGGACCGAUCCUAGAUGUUAAACAAUCAUCUAGAUAUUGCAGUCAGAAUAGGAGAAGUAAUCAUCUGUAUUUAUAUUUGUUGUUUAUCAGUAUCUUAUUGACUUUGGUAUUCUCCCUAAAAUUGAUCAAAAAUUGAUUCCUAAUUAAAUCACUGACUUAAAUUUUUCAGUAAUUUUCUCUGUAUGAGAUAUAGAUUAAAUUGUUGUUUCAGGAGCAUCAGUUGGAAGUCAAACAUCGUCUAUCAAUGACAGUCCGAAGGUCGUUCUGGUAUUUUUCUUAGGAGGUUGUACAUAUGCUGAAAUAUCAGCGCUCCGUUUCCUGUCCCAACAGGAAGACUCCAAUGUUGAAUUUGUGGUCGCUACAACAAAACUUAUCAAUGGGAAUAACUUCAUUAAAUCACUCAUUGAUCCAAUAGAGUCUUGAAAUCACCUAAAGAAACAGUUCUAUAUGUAUGACUUUUAAAAUGUUUUGUAAUGUAUAGGUAUGUAUGUGUACCUAAUUCACUGUGAAUAUGUCGGAACUAAAAAAUUUGUUGUACAUGAUUUUGUGUAUACAUACAUUUGUAUUUGUUGGUAUAGAUCUAUUUUAUAUAUUUUUUAUUUAUGAAUGAAUUUGUUGUAUAUACAUGUUAGAAUAGUUAAAUAUUAUUUAUUUAAAUAAAUACAAUAUAAAUUGUUAAUUCAUUCCAUAACUAUAUCACUAUUGUAUAACUUUUUUCUUGUAUUAUUAAAAUAAAAUAAAUUGAUGUACAUAUUGGAAAUGUAUCAGUCUUAUUUCACAAUUUAUCUGCCUUUGGUUUAUGUAUGCUUACUUUUUUGUCACAUUUUCGUGUUUGAAAGUAAAGGUAUAUAAAUAAAGGUGAUAGUAUUUUGUUUUAUGA